CAAAUGGGCAGCGUAGCCUUGUCAACUCUGCUUGGGUUAUAAUGACUGUAAUUGUUAUAGGCCAUUCCACUCCUUAAGAAAAACAUGGACAUGUCAUUGAUGACUUUGCUUUCUGUAGGUCUGUUGGUCUCACAAGUUCUCUCAUGUCCAAGUUCAGAGGGUGAAGUGAGGCCUACUCUGACGGUGGAGCCGUUUGACGGGCAGGUGUACGCUCAGGACACUGUCACCCUGACGUGUCAGUUACCUGGCCACCCAGGCUGGACUUUGUUCUGGUACAAAGACAGGCAGGAGACAACACCUGUUCAGGUACGAGACUGUGCUGGAGGGGAAAGCAGUGCGGUCUACAGACUGUGGAGGAGCUCUCUCUCACACACAGGCCAGUACUGGUGCCGAGCAGGAAAGGGAAAGCCUGUCCACUUCACUGAGUACAGUGAGCCAGUCUACGUGAGUGUCAUCGAACUCUUCACCUCCGUGACUCUCGUGGCGUCUCCGUCCCGCGUGGUCAAAGAGGGCGGGGCACUGAACCUCACCUGCCAGGCCGUAGUUAACGACCCGUACCACGGUCACAACGACUGGCUGCCCAUGGUUGUCAAGUUUUCCUUCCUGCAGAAUGGUCGGCCUGUUGGCCAGGAGUCCGACAUGAUGAUGUACUCCAUCGCGAGGACCCAAACCAGCCAUGCAGGCAGCUACAGCUGUGUGGCCAGAGUAGGCAAGGUCAGGGAGAGGAGCCCAGACACACUCAUCAGCCUGGACAACCUUACGCUCCAUCUGGUCAUCUGCUUCGGGAGCGUUCUCCUCGUCUCUGUGGCCCCGUUGGCGUUUCUCCUCAGGCGUUAUGGACCCAGACGUAAGUGGCAGUGUGGAGGCUCCGACGCUGGAGACAGGAGGAAGAGAUGCGGCGCGGAGAGUCGAGUGCAACGCAGCAGCCAGGAGAGGGGGUGA
Osmerus eperlanus (European smelt) is the source of this 942-nucleotide messenger RNA. RefSeq names its product low affinity immunoglobulin gamma Fc region receptor III-like. Bases 85 to 942 code for a protein of 285 amino acids. Gene Ontology annotation, cellular component: plasma membrane. NCBI's taxonomy places the organism in Eukaryota, Metazoa, Chordata, Actinopteri, Osmeriformes, Osmeridae. Gene Ontology annotation, biological process: cell surface receptor signaling pathway. Gene Ontology annotation, molecular function: transmembrane signaling receptor activity. The record is from RefSeq and is a predicted model, not a curated record. The transcript is spliced from 7 exons.